This is a messenger RNA of Nymphalis io (European peacock), 4969 nucleotides long. It is a transcript of the gene Cals, whose product is annotated as calsyntenin-1. The record is from RefSeq and is a predicted model, not a curated record. Gene Ontology annotation, cellular component: cell surface; postsynaptic membrane. Bases 172 to 3015 code for a protein of 947 amino acids. Gene Ontology annotation, biological process: positive regulation of synapse assembly; homophilic cell-cell adhesion; positive regulation of synaptic transmission. The transcript has 17 exons. Gene Ontology annotation, molecular function: kinesin binding; calcium ion binding; amyloid-beta binding. NCBI's taxonomy places the organism in Eukaryota, Metazoa, Arthropoda, Insecta, Lepidoptera, Nymphalidae.
CUCGAAUGCAAUCGAUGAACACAUCCGUCAUCCUCCGCCAUUUGCGAAAGAAAGGCCGAUCGCUGCUCUGCAGCGCGAGUGUCAUCGGGUCGACUAUGUCGAGUGUUUAAAAAAAAAAUUGUUAUUUUCGAAAAAACUUGUGAACUCAGUGCUGUCAUUUAAACAGUUAAAAUGAUUGUGAGAUUUUUGGGCCUUCUGUGCUUAGGAGUUUUGGUAGCUUCGGCACACAACGGCGAGGGAAACAACGACAAUGAAGACAUUCCAUACUUAGAGCUGGCUGAACCUGACGAAGGCUAUCAUGGGUUGAUCCGGGAAAAUGAGACGUUAGUGGAGGUGACGCCGGCCAUCCGCGCCCGGGGUCCGCUCUGCUCAUUCCUCAUCUUGAACAAUAAACACCAUGGGGAAGCACCAUUUGAGAUAAUGGUGAUAGACGAGAACGAGGCGCGUCUGCGCGUGCGCUACCCGCUCAACUGCGAGAAGCGACGCAAUUACAAGUUCGACAUCGCCGCCGUUGGCUGCGACGGUUCCUACUCCAACACUGUACCAGUCCACAUAACAGUGACAGACGUGAACGAAUUUGCGCCCGUGUUCAGCCAAGCGGCGUACGUACGCUCCGUAGACGAAGGGAAGCUGUACGACGAGAUUGUCCGCGUGGAGGCAACGGACCGCGACUGCACGCCGAGAUACGGCGACGUCUGCAAAUACGAGAUAUCGAACGACGGGGACAGCAGCCAACCCUUUGCGAUCGAUAACGAGGGUGUAAUCCGCAACACAGAACCUUUGGAAUACGACAAAUCACAUAACCACAUACUUUCGGUGACGGCGUACGACUGCGGCAUGAUGCAGUCCGCGCCCGUGAUGGUCACCAUCAAGGUCAACAAACCCUGUCGUGCCGGAUGGAAGGGUCUCGCGGAACGCGUCGACUACGCCCCCGGCUCCGGUCCCCUGGCCCUCUUCCCCGCAGCGAGACUAGAGGCCUGCUCCAGUGAUGAAAGAUGUCCCGGAGUGACGCGUAUCCAGGCCGCUGUGACCCUGCAGGCCUCUCGCGCUGGAGUCGCUUGUGAUCGCGACACGUACACCUUGCACUCGCAACGGACUAUCUGUGGUUUGGACUCGAAGACAGUCGAUCUGCUCCCGAGCCCCGGCGUGGGUAACGAAUGGGCCAAGUCUCUGAAACCGGAUUCAGGGCGCGACGGCGAACAAAUGUUCGAAUUCGACGGCGAGUCCACAUCGGCCAUCGUGCCCGAGUCCGUCCUGCCGCAUUCCUUCGGGAGCACCUUCUCCGUGUCCACGUGGAUGCGCCACGCGCCGCCGCCCGACCACGACAAGCACCGCAAGGAGCACGUGCUGUGCUUGGCCGACGACCACAAAAUGAACCGACACCACUACGCGUUGUUCGUCCGGAACUGCCGUCUGAUCCUUCUCCUGCGGAGGGACUUCGGAGAGGGAGAUCUGAACAUCUUCAGACCCGCUGAAUGGCGCUGGAAGCUGCCCGAGGUAUGCGACAACGAGUGGCACCACUACGCCGUGAACGUGCGCUUCCCGAACGUGGAACUGUUCGUGGACGGCGAGCCCUACCGCUCACCGGACGGCAAGGGCCCGGAGGUGAUCGACGACUGGCCGCUGCACCCCGCGCACGGCGUCAACACCACCCUGGUCGUGGGGGCCUGCUGGCAAGGCACGGAGAGCGACAUGAAGCACCACCUGCGCGGCUGGCUGGCGGGGCUGGGCGUGCGGGCGGGCGGCGUGCAGGCGGGCGGCGCGCUGCGCUGCGCGGCGCGCUGCCGCGAGGGGCUGUCGCUGGCGCCCGGCGUGUUCCUGCGCGCCGUGGCCGUGGAGGGCGACGGCGCCGCCGAGCUGGAGACGCUGCUGCGCCGCGUGGCCUACGGCGACGCGCGCGCCUUCCCCACGCCGGGCCGCCGCAACGUGCACCUCGCCACCACCAUCACGUGCGACAACGGCCGCGUCAUCGAGGCGCGCCCGGCCGAGUCCUACGUCAUGGUGCUGGCCCCGCAGACGCCUACCAUCCUGCUGAACGGUAGCGCGGACGCCGCGCGCGACUACGCCCACUUCAGAGCCGGCCUGCCCGUCUUCCCGGACCUGAGAGUGCAGGUCCUCGCCAGGUCCGGAGACGACGUUAGAGAAGCGGAGAGCCAGAAGCUGGAUUCAUGCGUGGUGUCGGUGUACCCGGCGCUGAACCCCGACCACGAGUCGCUGUCCCUGCGCGGCGCCCCCCCCGGCGCCCCCCCCGUCGGCGACAUCCGCGCCGCGCUCACGCGGGACGGCGUCAGCCUGACCGGCGCCGACUCCGUGCACAACUACCAGCAGAUACUCCGCGAGAUCGAGUACAGCAACAAGAAGCCCGCCUACUAUCUCAACCGCGUCUUCAAGCUGACCUGCUCCGAGCUCAACGGACGAUUCACCAGCAACGAAUACGUGCAGACCUUGACCGUCGUACAUCCGCGAGCGGCCGGAGAUGCGCAUGCGCAGCGACCCUCCGGGCUGGCCGACAAGCUGGACGUCGCGAGGGAUAAGUCCCCGGCGGGCCCGGCGCAGGCGCCGCGCGCGUUCGCCGCGCACGCGCUGCGCUCGGCGCACGCGGCCGAGCUGCCCGCCGCGCGCCUGCUCGAGCUGCGCCCGCGCGACCGCGCCUCGGGCAACGUGGCCGUGCUGAUGGGCGCCGUGUGCGUGGGCGCCGUGCUGGUGCUGGCGGCGCUGGGCGUGGCCCGCGCGCGGUCCCGCCCCCGCGCCCCGCCGCGCUCCCCGCGCGCGCCCGACGGCGAGAUGGCGUGGGACGACUCGGCGCUCACCAUCACCGUGAACCCCAUGGAGGACUCGCCGGCCGGCGCGCGCGCGGCGGGCCCGGCGCCGGCCGACAGCUCGGACGGCGACUCGUGCUCCGAGUCCGACUCCGAGCACGGCGACUCCUCGGACGACGACGAGGAAGUUGUAGCGGGCAAGCAGCACAAGUACAGGAACAUCAGCCAGCUGGAGUGGGACAACAGCACGAUGUAAUGCGCCCGCCGACCGCACUCUCCCCUCUCCCUCUCGCCCGCGCACGCUCUCGCUCGCUCUCGCCCCCGACCGCCGCCGAGGACACCCCGGCCCGCACCGGACCGCACCGGACCGCACGGUCGGCUUCCGACGAUGUAAUAUACUUGUGAGAAAUAUGGCAGCGUCCCGCAGCCGCGGGGCUCGACGGCGGUCGUGCCCGAGUAGCCGAGACCUUUCUUAGCACUCUUUUAUAAUGGAAUUGAUUUUGUAGACAAAUCGAACACAGAAUUUUCUAAACGCAGAACGUUUUAUCUAAAUUUAUUAAGGAAAGGCACAAAUUAGUUAAUCUAAAUCGCAUACUUUGACCGACAUCUGUCCCGACGAAAGUGAACUCUAUCAAUGAGGCGCAAGGUUCACAUUGCAAUCGUAGACGUGAUCGUGGGUGUAUUAUAACUUAUAAGUAAGUCUCAAAAUUGAUCAUAUCAAGUUUAUACGUAACGAAAUACGAUUCCCUCGCUUGCUUUCGUAGACUCUCCGGAGUCGCUGGGCUCUGGUACUCUAUCCGUACCUAUGUAUCAAACAGUAGUCGUUAUGUCGUAUGGAGUAAGAUGAGUUUAGUGUUAAGCGAUAAAGUACUAUGUAUUAUAUAUCUAAUAUAAGACGCUUCGCCCGAUCGUUUCAUUCUGAACGCCGUUUCAACGGCCAUCGUUCAUUUAACGCAUUUAUUUAGUACAACGCGGACCGACGGUCUGCGCAUUUUACGUGACGGUACAAACGAUUCACUCGUAGAUUAAUGUUUUAUGAUAACGGAAUGUCCACUCUCACCCUUUACGAGCUUCUCGAACGAAUCGGCUUAAAUGUAUAUUAGGCACAGAGUUAUUUGAAAACAAAUAGAUGUACUAUAAACUAUACACUUACUUAUACCGACGAUGUCGUUAGGAUCAGCAACUAUAUUGUAUAACUACAUAUAAUUAUAUAUAUAUUUUGAAUGCGUUAAGGGAUUUUUACUAACAGUUAGGUACUAAGUGGCUACGUGUUAGUGUCGCGGGGAGCCGCUAGCGUAAGAGUAGAUAAGUUUCAUCCUUCGUUUCGGCCCGGGUCGUCCGUCUCUGUCGCACGCGAGGGCCCGCAUCGCUCCGUCUCCCUCGGGGGUUUGCAUAUCAGGAUAGUUUGCCAUAUUAGAAUAGAGUCCGACUGUAUGUACGUCUGUACGACCACUGAGCAAUCUUUGUAACAUAAUCAUUGGUGUAUCCGUCUCUAGUUGACGUCGAGUGUUGUUCGUUCUAUCUCUUUCUAUCGGAGUUGGACUUUUGUGUAUUCGCACGUUGAUUUUUAGGUGUAGUCUGUUAGUGGGUCACGGUACCGUGAGAUAUCAAAUAUCGUAGCUUUGUUAACGAUUUGUAAUUUUUGACAAAUUUAUAUAAAUUUGAACCUUAGUGUAUUGCAAAAUGGUUUAAAAUCAUGAAAUCAAUUGUAAACGUUUGUCAGAAAUACAUUCGAGGUGACGUGACGUCUAACAGAUUAUACGUCAGUGCGGGUUGCGGUUAGGGAUCGAUAAGAUAUUGCGAUGGCAGUUUACAUUAUUUUUUGUGCCAUUUAAAUAUUUUUACAACUAUAUCUCUGCAAGAUCCUAAACGCAACGCGCCAUUUUGUUUUCUAUUGGUUAUUUCGUUGAGUUUGCUUUUUACUCGACAACCGUCCAAUGACCAUUUCCCAUUUUUUUUUAUAGUUUUUAAGAUCUGACUUUAAAUUUUGGCCACAACUCAAAAUAAUAGCACAAAAUGCAGGAGUUUUGAUUUUUUUUUUCAAAUAUGUAUUAUAAGGUAGCUACUUAUUUUACUUUUAUAUGAUUACAUAAUUAAUGUUUUUUUUUCAUUAUUUUGUAUUUUUGCGGUAUUAUUACUGUAUACUUAGAUAUCUUCUUUGAUGUAUGAAUUAUUAUAUUUUAGCUAAAAAUAAAGUUGGUUUAAAAUAA